CGACACUGCGCUGCUGUUGGUGCUGUCAGUAGCAGCGGGGGUGAAAAAAAAACAACAAAAAAACAAAAACAAAAACAAACGACGCUCAACAAACACUCAAGAAUAACAAACUAAAGUGGUGAGUAGAGAGAAGAGAGUCUGUAGGGCAGUACCCGAGUUGUCAACGCUGUGGUCCGAGCUGCAGGAGCAGGAGCCUGGAGGAGCCUCCACAGUGUCUGGGAGGGUUAGGUUGUGUUGUGUUGUGUCGUGUUGUGUUGUGUUGUGUUGUGUUGUUUACACACGCGUCAGUCGCCACGUUUCAACUCCUAACUCCAGCUCGUAUCUUCACAAUGGAGCGUGGAAAUAAUUCCAGAUGUUUGGAGAACACCAGCAACUACUUCUCUGUUCCAGCUCCACGCGGGACGCCUGCUCUGGCCGUCUUCUAACACUUUGUAGACUUGUGAGCAAGAAAACUGUUGUUUGAGAGCAGGACGAGAAACACACACACACACACACACACACACACACUCCAUGUGAUUUGUCGCACAGACGAAAUCCAGCUGUUUGUUUGGAGUUGUGUUUUAGUCCUCGAGUGGAGGAGUGGAGAUGGAAGGAGCGGAGGACAAAGGGAGAGGGAGAGGGAAGGAGAAGAUCUUCUCGCUGUGGUAUGUGGGCUGCAGCGCGCUGGACCGGCGCACCACGCUGCCCAUGCUGCCGUGGCUGGUGGCCGAAAUCCGCAGGAAGAGCGAGUCCGGUCCGGUUCAGGCUCGGCUCGUCCAGCUCUCCCUCACCCCCCCGAUGAUCCGCUGCGUGCCCGCCAGCAGCAGCAGCGCGUCCGUCUUUAUCUUCGAGCACAAGGCGCAGUGCAUCUCGCGCUUCGUGCACAACAGCCAUGACCUCGCCUACUUCGCCUACCUCAUCCGCUGUCAGCCGGACGACCCGGAGGGCGAGAUGGUCUGCCAUGUGUUCAAGGCGUGCGACCCAGACCAGGUGUCCGAGGUCAUCAGCAGCAUCCGGCAGACCUCCAAAAGUGCACUCAAAGAGGAAAACAAACCCAGGCAGGAGGCUGAGGAGUCCUUUUACAACUCGCAAAAGUUUGAGGUGCUUUACUGUGGCAAGGUGACCGUGAACCACAAAAAAGCAUCCUCCACCCUGAUCGACGACUGCAUCGACCUGUUUCGGGAGCACGAGUCCGAGCGCAGACGUCUGCGGCUCCUGAACGGCCAGCGCUCUGUGGAGACCCCGGUGGUCUUCAGCGUGGGAGACGACCCGCUCAACGCAUCGCUGUCUGAAGCUGCGCUCACAGAGAUAAAUGAGAAAGCAGGCGGUAUGCGCGGCGCCUUCCCCGAGUGCAUCCAGGAGGACUCGGGCUUUGAGCAGCAGGAGUUCCGCACUCGCUGCAGCAGCUUGGCAGGUGGCUUACAGAAGAUCCCUAGAGAAACAGGAGCCCAAGUGCAAACGCGUAGGAGACAUGCUAGCGCACCUAACAACGUUCAGCCCUCUGAUGCAGACAAGAACCGCACCAUGUUGUUUCAGGUGGGACGGUUCGAGGUGAAUCUCAUCAGCCCCGACAGCAAGACGGUAGUGCUGGAGAAGAAUUUCAAAGAUAUCUCGUUUUGCUCCCAGGGAGUGAAGCAGACGGACCACUUUGGGUUCAUCUGUCGUGACGUGUUGGAGUCGGGGCCCAGCCAGUACACGUGCUACGUGUUCCAGUGUGCCAGUGAGUCUCUGGUGGAUGAGGUGAUGCUGACUCUGAAGCAGGCCUUCAGUACAGCUGCAGCACUGCAGAGCUCCAAAACCCAGAUCAAGCUAUGUGAGGCCUGUCCGAUGCACGACCUGCACAAGCUUUGCGAGCGCAUCGAAGGACUGUACCCUCCCAGAGCAAAGCUGGCCAUUCAAAAAUACCUCUCCCUGCUGAGCGAUAACGAGCAGGCCGACAUUUUCGAACGCGUGCAGAAGAUGAAGCCAAGUUGCGAUCAGGAGGAGAAUGAGCUGGUUAUUCUUCACCUCAGGCACCUGUGUGAGACCAAGCAGAAGACGCAUGCGCACAUCGGAGAGGCUCCUCAGAACGCAGUAGGUUCCGAGAGCUCAAGUGCAGCUGGACGCAACAAGCUGGACGUGCUGAAGAAUAAAGCACGCAGCUCCCUCACCAGCUCCCUGGAGAACAUCAUUUCACGGGGUGCAAACCGGAUGCGCAUGCGUCUAGGAAGCAUGGGCAGCUUUGACCGACAAGACGAGUCUCCCGGUGAUUCUCCUCCAGGGACUCCUCCCGCUACCUUGGAUGAGGACCCGGACGCCCCUCUGUUCCGGCGCCGUGCACACACCUUCAGCCACCCUCCAAUCAAGAAGAGGAUCUCUUUCACCGAGUUACCGACCCAGAACAAGGUUCCUUUGCACAGACAGCAGUCUCUUGCUCCAGAGCUGUUGCAGAGCAGCCCGGUGCGUGUACCAAGAAAACGCAGUGUCUCUGAGGGCGAGUCUUCCUUCAACCUUCCCUCCUCCUUCUCCACUUCCACUUUCCUGAAAAGUUUUUACCUGGGCUCCAUCAGCUCACUGGCCUCCCUGCCGGACAGCCCCAAGAGUAAUGGGGAGGACAGAAACAGGAGGCUGUCCGGCUGCAGCACUGACUCGGUGUCUGCAGUGACUACACGCAGAGUGUCUUGGCGUCAGAAGAUUUUCCUGAGGGUGGCUUCACCCAUAAACAAAGCCUCAGCCUCGAUGCACAAGGCUGAUAUGGACGGCAGUGAGCUGCUGCCGCUUUCUCCCCGUGCCUUACAACAGGAGCAGGACACCCUAUCUGGGCUGCUCUCCUCCACUCAGAGCCUGAGAGGAGAAAAUGGACGCCGCACUACUGCUGAUUAUAGAGCUCUGUGGAAGAAGGCCAUCCACCAACAGAUUCUCCUCAUCCGCAUGGAGAAGGAGAACCAGCGCCUGGAGGCCAGCCGAGAUGAGCUACACAUCCGUAAGAUGAAACUGGAUUACCAGGAGGUGGGCGAGUGUCCUACGGAGGUGCAGGCUCUGUGGGAGAAAAAGCUGAACGUGCCUUGCAGGACCAAAGUGCAGUGGGACAAAGACCAGAUCCACUCUGCUCUCUGCCAGGGUGUCCCAAAAAGUCGGCGAGGUGAGGUGUGGCUGCUCCUCUCUCAGCUGUAUCGCCUGCGUCAUCGUCUACCUCAGCGGCAGCAGCCUCCUGAUACGUCCUACCAGGACCUGCUCAAGCAGCUCACCACACAGCAGCACGCCAUCCUGGUGGACCUGGGGCGCACAUUCCCCACGCACCAGUACUUCAGCGCACAGCUGGGCGCAGGCCAGCUGUCUCUCUAUAACCUACUGAAGGCCUACUCUCUACUGGACACGGAGGUGGGCUACUGCCAGGGCAUCAGCUUUGUGGCUGGAGUGCUGCUGCUGCACAUGAGCGAGGAGCAGGCCUUCGACACGCUGAAGUUCCUGAUGUACGACCUGGGGCUCCGGCGCCAGUACCGGCCUGACAUGAUCUCCCUGCAGAUUCAGAUGUACCAGCUGUCCCGGCUGCUGCAUGACUACCACCGUGGUCUGUAUUCGCACCUGGAGGAGCAUGAGAUCAGCCCCAGCCUGUACGCUGCUCCUUGGUUCCUCACGCUCUUCGCCUCCCAGUUCCCCCUCGGCUUCGUCUCGCGCAUCUUCGACCUGCUAUUUGUCCAGGGCACAGAGGUGAUUUUUAAGGUGGCCCUGUGUUUGCUGAGCAACCAUGAGGGAGAGAUACUGGAGUGUGACAGCUUUGAGAGCAUUGUAGACUACCUUAAGACCACCAUUCCCACCCUCAGGCAGAACCAGAUGGAAGAGACAAUCACCAAGGCUUUAGAGAUGGACAUCUCCAAGCAGCUGCACGCGUAUGAGGUGGAGUACCACGUCCUGCAGGACGAGAUGGUGGACGCCGCGCCACUUUCAGAGGAAUCAGACAGGCUGGAGAGACUCGAGAAGACCAACGCUCAGCUGAAGAAGCAAAACAUGGAUCUGCUAGAGAAACUGCAGGCUGCACGGGUGAAAAUCCAGAGUCUAGAGAACAGUGUAGAGAGCUUCCUGGUACGCGAGAGCCAGAUGAAGCACAUGAUCCGCUCGCUGGAGCAGGAGAAGGCCAACUACCAGAAGACCAUAGAGCGCAUGCGCAGCAGCCUCCCGGCAGACGCAGCUGACGUGGAGAUGACCCCGCUGAAGAUGAACAGCAAAACCAAAGCAGCCGACAAAUAACCCUACGGAGCAUAUAGAACAUGCAGAUUACAUCCGUGCGUGGUGGAGUACUGAGAGAGGGGUUGUUUAAUUUUGCCUCGGUAGUCCCAUGACUAAGAUCAAGGGUUGAUUCUGGGAAAGGAAAGUAGCAUCCACUGUCUCUGUACUCCUGCGCCGAUAAAAAAAAAAAAAAGCGCCCCAAAAAGUCCUGUCAGACUUGCUUUACUCCACUGUACUCAAUUCACUUCAUGUUUAGGAAUCACGGCUGCCGCAUAGAACACAAACCUCGCUUCGAUGUCAGCUGUGUUGAGAACACUUGAAAACAAGAUGAAUGUAGUUUUUGUUUUUUUUCUUUCCCCCCAGAGUGCAGCGUGACUCAUGGCAGUGUACGGAGGAUCACUGCCUUCAUGUCAGAGUACGCUUUGAGAAUGGCAGGCAGUGCGACUUUGAGCUCGCCCGAGAACUUCUCCUGAAGGAACACAACAAAAGCGGCGGUGACGCCAUCGCCCGGCAAAAACCAAAAUAUUUAGCGUAUCAGAUCGACACUCUGCUCAAAGAGCUUAACCCAAAGUUCAAGCAGGAAAUGAAACUCUCUCUCUCUCUCUCUCUCUCUGAAUUUCCUCUGACUACAGCACCGUCCAAAUUUAACCUACUCUCCAAACUCCUACACCUCUCUGGCAGUUCAUCAGUUACUGAAUGUGCUUCAAGGCAAAUCAGGCCUGCUGAAGACAGGAAGAGCCUACCACACCAUCUACCACAAUGCUGCAGCGUACGUUCACGCGUUACGCAAGCUACACAGUGAAAAGUUUGUUUGCACAUGGCAUUUAAUGUCUAAAAGUAUUCCGUUCAGGUGAGAAAAUUCUACAGGGCGACGAAAAAUUCGGGGGAAAAAAAUAAAACCCCCAUCCGUCCCAACAAACAAAUAAUUUUAUCAUGUCCUACAAACUCGUUUAAAAUAAAAACGGUAUCAGGAACCUGCGCAAAUACGAAGCGUCUCCCGUACAUGCAGGAUGCUUUUUUAAAAUUAAAAAAAUAUAUUUCAAAAAAAGGGGCGCACGGCGGCUUAGAGGUUAGCAUGUACGCCUCACACCUCCAGGGUCCGGGGUUCGAUUCCCACCGUGGCCCUGUGUGUGUGGAGUUUGCAUGUUCUCCCCGUGCUGCGGGGGUUUCCUCCGGGUACUCCGGUUUCCUCCCCCAGUCCAAACACAUGCAUGGUAGGCUGACUGGCGUGCCCAAAGUGUCCGUAGUGUAUGAAUGGGUGUGUGAGUGUGUAUGUGAUCGGCACCCUGUCCAGGGUGUACCCCGCUUUGUGCCCCAUGCUCCCUGGGAUAGACUCCAGGUUCCCCCGUGACACUGAAAAGGAUAAAGCGGUAUAGAAGAUGGAUGGAUGGAUAUUUAAAAAAAAAAUCUUAGCCUUCCAUGAAACAUCGCAUAUUAACGAAGCCUUAUGAAUGUUUUAUGUAUCACGCGUUUUUAAUUAAUGCUGCGCAAAAUCUCACGCACCUGAUUAGAAAACAAUCUCUCUUUUUUUAUUCUGAAGAACUGAUUCAGUAUGGGGUCUGUCACAGGAACGGAGCCUUCACCGGUAAACAGCUGCUAUUUUACACCGUAUGACUCCAGCAAGUGUGUGUGUAAAGCUUCUCAUUCCCUACGCCUUAAAGUCUGGGACAAGUUGGCUUCCGUGAUGAAAGUUUCACACCGUUUUAAUGAAUGAGUAUUGAAUAUUAAAUAUUGAGAGCGGUGCGCCGAUUCAGAUGCUGGAAUUUGAGCUAAAGUGGAUUUAAAAAAAAAAAAAAGAAAGAAAGAGAUAUUUUUAAUACGCUUUAAUGUACGUGUAAUGCGCGAACAACGUUUAUUCUCGGUUGCAGAACAAUCAGCAGAAGCUGUCCAGGCUGUGUGCCAGAUACUACGCUGUACUUUUUGAAAACUUUUUUUCCUUCCGGUCAUCUCUCAAAGGGUGACUUACUCCUACUCUUGUUUCCAGACAGCUGAAAUUCUGCAGGGGGUUUAUUGAUGAUUGCUGCUCUGAUAGUGGUUCUGUUUUAUUUGCUUUCCUGUCUUUAUCAAGUCAUUUAUCAAUGCAUAGCUGUCUUGGGCUUUCAAAACCCUCAGGAUCUCCACAUCUUGCGAUUUCUUUAUUCUUUUUUUUUUUUCCUUCCCCCUACUUCAUAUAUAUUUGUUUGGUCUUAAAGUGAUGUUCUAGGCCAGCAGUGACAUUUUGACAGUGUUUCAUUUCUGCAUCAAAUGCAGACAGACGCUGUAGGUGUUAAGUGGGUUAUACUGGUCUGAUAAUUGCGUGCGGCUAAAGGCCAAAAAAAAAAAGAAAAAAAAUACCAACCCAGCUCUGUUUUAUUUGUCUGUUUUGUUUGGAAGCAUGGAACAGAAGUCGCAUCUUAUGCUGGUGUGAAAUCAGGUCAGUUUAUAAAAAGAUUUGGCAUGGACGUCACCAUGGCAGUAAACGAUGCAUUGAGACGUGCAAUAAGAGAGAUCAUUUGGAGCAAUUAAGAAAACCCUGUUAGAAAAUGAUUCCGACGUGGAAGCAUCUCGUAGCAUGUUUUGUGUCCAAAAGUGUCUUAUCAUAUUUUUAUCGACGUAUUCUCCAAAUGAAGCGCAUUUACCAAAAUAUCAAUUUUACAUUAAUCAAAGGUUUGACUGUCAUCACUGAACCUACAGUAAACACGGAGCGUGCUUGCGGUAUACACACCAAACCGUCGCAGUUAUGGGUGGGGUACACAACUGCUGUGUCGCUUUUCAGCAAGUUCUCACAUUUCUGCUCUUUUUAAGAAGUGAAAUAUGCAAAAUGUUACGCCACUUGAUGUAUGUGUGCAGGAAAAAAAUAUGCAUAACUCUGAUGUUAAAAAGAUCACAGAUGAUCUAAAUUUAUGAAGGCGCACAUGACGAAACUUCUGUUUUCUGUUGUUGUUUAAAUCAGAUGCCAGAAUGCAGUUGGUGUCUUUCAUUGAACUUGACACCAGGUUAGAUUUUGAGUGUUUUUCCACCAUGUCCAUGCUGGGGGAGGUGCAGUGCUGUCUGCACUGUGUUUUUAAUGAUUGUUGCUCUGUAAAUACCAUUGAAUAAUGCAAAAAAACAAAAACAAAAAAAAGUCUGUGGACUCUGUAGUCCACUUGUUGUAUGUUAAUCAAGAGCCCAUGCCUUAUUAAAACAUUCUUCACUGGC
Ictalurus furcatus (blue catfish) is the source of this 7362-nucleotide messenger RNA. RefSeq names its product TBC1 domain family, member 4 (gene tbc1d4). The transcript is spliced from 20 exons. The coding region runs from base 586 to 4206 and encodes 1206 amino acids. The record is from RefSeq and is a predicted model, not a curated record. Lineage: Eukaryota; Metazoa; Chordata; Actinopteri; Siluriformes; Ictaluridae.